Messenger RNA from Hippocampus zosterae (dwarf seahorse), 6606 nucleotides. RefSeq names its product DNA-binding protein RFX7. NCBI's taxonomy places the organism in Eukaryota, Metazoa, Chordata, Actinopteri, Syngnathiformes, Syngnathidae. The record is from RefSeq and is a predicted model, not a curated record. Gene Ontology annotation, molecular function: DNA-binding transcription factor activity, RNA polymerase II-specific; RNA polymerase II cis-regulatory region sequence-specific DNA binding. Gene Ontology annotation, biological process: regulation of transcription by RNA polymerase II. Bases 301 to 4680 code for a protein of 1459 amino acids. The transcript has 9 exons.
AAUCUGACGCAGGCUGCUCGUACUCGGCUGCCGCUGGCUGCUGCAGGCGUGCUAUUGGAGGGAGCGGAGGGACCUCUGCGAAAUGCCUGGUGCAUGGCCGACCUCCGUAUUUUCUACAUUUCCUUUGGCUCCCCCCCCUCCUCUUGCUGCCCAGUGUUUGUAGACACCAUGCUCCGCGGCGGGCUGCCCUAGCUACCUGAGGCCGCCCCAGCCAGCGGUGCGGUGGGUCCGGUGCGGUGCUGUGCUCUGCCGGGGAUGCGGCCUGCUUGUUAAAGCUCCCCCACCACCCCGCCGACCGUGAUGGCUGAUGAUCAACAACAAGCUGACCAGAAGCCUGCCUCGGGACUCGGCUCUCUUCCAGCGCUGGUGCCGGGACUCCAGGGACCGGAAGCGAACGCGUUACAGUUUAAAAUCAAGAAUUCGAUUUGCAAAUCUGUACAAUCAAAAGUGGACAGCAUAUUGCAAGAUGUUGAGAAGUUUACAGACAUCGAAAAGCUCUACCUCUACCUUAAGUUGCCUUCUGGUCCCAGCAGCGGCAAUGAUAAAAGCGAUCAGAGUUCCAUGUCAUCGAGUCGCACUCAGCAGAUGUACGCAUUCAACUGGAUACGGAAUCACCUAGAAGAGCACCCAGAGACGUCCCUCCCCAAACAGGAAGUGUACGAUGAAUACAAGAGCUAUUGUGACAAUCUCGGCUACAAUCCAUUGAGUGCAGCAGACUUUGGGAAGAUCAUGAAGAAUGUCUUUCCCAACAUGAAGGCACGUCGACUCGGGAUGAGAGGAAAAUCCAAAUAUUGCUAUAGCGGUUUAAGAAAGAAAGCUUUUGUUCACAUGCCGUCAUUACCCAACUUGGAUCUGCAGAAGUCAGGCGAUGGGUGUGAACUGAUGGAGCCGGCCGGACAGUCCCCGAGUGCUGAGGAUGAAAUGAGAUCAGCAGCCUGUGGUUUGGUAUGCGAGUGGGCCCAAAAGGUCUUAAGUCGUCAGUUCGACAACGUGGAGGAUCUGGCGCGUUUCCUGCUGAAUAGCCACUACAUCGGUACCAAGUCCAUGGCUGCGCUCACUGUUAUGACGGGAACACCCACAACAGGCAUGAAGACGCCAACACCAGCCUCUGCGUUUGUGCCCACAGCCGAGGCCAACUCCUUCCAGCCCCAGGUGAAGACCCUGCCCUCGCCCUCUGUUGAUGCAAAGCAGCAACUGCAGCGAAAGAUCCAGAAGAAGCAGCAAGAACAGAAGCUCCACUCUCCUUUACCCAGCGACGCGCAAGUCAAACGAACGGAGGCUAGCACCCCCGGCCCGACCCUCCCCUGUGGCAGCCCCGCUCUGUUGUCUCCUCAGCCCACCAUAGGCAUCGUAGUAGCAGCUGUGCCCAGCCCAGUCACGGUACAGAGAAGCAGGCAGCUAAUGACUUCUCCAGGCCCUGUCGGAACAACCGAGGGAAAAGUGCUUCCUGUGAACUUAGUGGUCACCCAGUCACUUAAGCAGUCCCCCAAAACCCCGCAGAAUAUCCCGGCAAGUCCCGUGGGGGAUCGGUUGGCACGGCACGGCACCCGGUACGCUCAAAUCCUACCCAAGCCCUCCGCCACCAGUGCCAUCACACUUCGGUCCCCUCCUACCCUGCUCAUUACCAACAGCCCCAUCAAAACUGUGAUGCCCACUCCCCAUGUCAGCUCAGUUAACGUGGUCAAGAUGACAGCCAUCGCGUUAGCUCCCAGCAGCAGCAGUGGCAGCAGCAGCGGCAGCAUGACCAGCAGCAGCACCGUCGUGCGCUCCGCCUCGGCCGGGAUGGGCGCGACUUCCGCCUUAGAUGAGUCACAAGGUGCAGGCCUGACUGCUGCGGUCAGAGCUGUUGCCUCCAGUUUGACCCCCUCCACUGACAUGAAAGUGACUGAAGCUGGAAGCUACACUAACACUGUCGCCGGUGCAGAGAAGUCUGGCAUUGAAGAGAGAGUGGCAACGUGCAGGGCUGCUAGUGAGCCAAGCUUCUCUGUUAAGUGUUCUCCAGGACCAGACAAGGUCACGAGGAUGAGGAGUGACUCCAUAUCCCAUUCGACCUCGGUAGCGGUAGCUGGAAUUCAGGACAGCAAUAACAGUAACUGCCAUGACAGCACCUUGUACUUGACUGUUGAUAAUCACACCUCCAUUGGCACCGUGUCAGCCAGUGGUUCCUCGAUCAGUAUUGCGGCUUCAAAAGACCCCUGCACAGAUGCCAAGAGUCCCAGAAAGCGCACAGGCCCUACUGGAGAGUCUCAUGUUAUUCCUGUAAAGAGAGUUUUUAUAUCUCAGCAGCCGCCUGCUGCAGCUGACAAUCCCAAAGCUGGAAUCGGCGCCGCGGUGAAAAGGAUCCCGCGACCGGGAACUCCAGCCCGACCGGAAAGCGCCCCAUGCAAAGUGAGCGCGAAACCCGCCCCUGUCGGCCCGACGCAGAUCCUGGCGCUCUCCGACUCGCCCAUCACGCACAUCCGGGGCUCCCCGACUGUUGUCAAACCGCAGGCCUUGAUGGUGAAACGGGAAGACCGUUCCCUCGGCGCCGACGUCAGCAGCGAAGCGGCGGGAACGUCCGAGCAGACCUUGUUACAGCAAAUCACCACGGACGCGCGUGCCAUCCCAACCAACUCAGGAGCACACAAUCCCUCGGUGACGGGCGAACUAAAGAGCACAAUAUGGGAGGAGGGUCAGCUUGACGAGCUCCGGAAACACUCGCAGAUACCAGCAGAACACAAGCAAGCUCCUACAGACCAGCUUUGUAUCGUAGCCCAACCCUCUGACACCCCAGGCCAUCUCGUCCUUGCGCAGGAGAUGGUUGACUUUGCCGGCUCUCAGCCCAACAUGGACUACUUCCCGUUCAACGACGACGACAUGACCCAGGACAGUAUCGUUGAGGAACUGGUCCAGAUGGAGGAGCAGAUGAAGCUGAAGGGUCUUUUCGGCAGCUGCGUGGAUGUUUCUCUCCAAGGCCAGCCGGCCGGCAGCCAGAGUUCCGCCCUCAACGCGCACCAGGCCGGCACCACUUUCUACCAUUCGGCCCACAGCAGCACCACUCCGGUCCAAACUCCCACGCCGACUCCCACGCCGACCCCGACGCCCACCCCUACCUCUGAGAUGACCCUUAGCCACAGCUUGACAAGAGAGAGCCCCUGCUCCCGAAUGGCUCCCGUCACCCCUGUAGACGGCGCGCUCGGUCGCCACACCCCUAUCAGUACGCCGCUGUCCAACUGCAGCAGCAGCGUGCCCCCGAGCCCAGUGGAGUGCAGAAAUCCGUUUGCCUUCACACCCAUCAACUCCAGCAUUACCGCUUACCAUGACGCCAGCAUCGUGUCCAGCAGCCCCGUGAAGCCCAUGCAGAGGCCCAUGGCGACACACCCCGACAAGGCCAAACUGGAGUGGAUCAACAACCGCUACAACAACAAUUCAGCCGGCCCCUUAUCCAACCAUAGCAUCGGUAUCCUACCUAGCUACCAGGACCUGGUGGAUGACCAGUUUCGUAAGCCGCACGCUUUUGCAAUACCCGGCCAGUCAUUUCAACCUCAGUCCAGGCCGGAUUCGGCUCAUUUCGGCCCUUUGACGCCCAUCUCCCCCGUGCAGCCACAGCAGCAAGCGACUGCCGUGGCCGCUCCCACUAAACUGGAGAGUUUUGCCGUGCCGGCCCCACUGGACAACAAGGCACCGACCACCUCUGCGUCUGGCACUUUCCGCUGCCGCAGCGUCAGCCCCGCCGUGCGCCAGAGGAACUCCAGCGGCAACACCGGCCUUCAGACCCCCACCGCCACCGCCGCCGCCGCUACCAAUACCUCCGGCGCCACCCUGGCCGUCAUCUCGCCCUUUAACUCGGCCAUCACUUCUGAAGUGCUCAACAUUCUGUCCAACAGCCAGUCUGUCAGUUCCGUCCACAGCAUGGUCCAACGCAGCCAGUCCGUACCGCUGAACAUCAUGAUGCAGAGUGAGUUAUUGCCUGUGCAGAGCUCUAGUAACGCCGCCAAGAUCACCAACGUCCUUCUCAGCAAGAUGGAGGCCGACGGCGACGAAUCUGUCCGCGGGCUGGGGGUGAACAACCUCCCGUCUAACUAUACGGCACGCAUGAAUCUCACACAAAUCCUGGAGACAACUCCGGCCUUCGCCGUGGCAACGUCGCACCAGACCUCGCUGCCCGUCACCUCCAGCCCGGCCGCCUUUGAGCUCCAGCAGCACGGCUACCUCGCCCACGCCGGCGGGGAGCAAGUGAGCUUCUCCGCUGCGGACAACCAAGCACAAGAGGGCGCCGGUGAGCCAGAGCAGCAACAGCAGCUCCAGGAGAUCCCGGUGCAGACGCAGCAGGAGGUGGAGGAUGAGCAGCAGCGGCUGGAUUUCAACAAUACGGUCAAGGACUUGUUGGGGGAUGACACCCUCAACCCCAGCUCCCAGCUGGUGGGCCAGGUGGCCUCGGAACUGAACGCGGUGGCGUCCGACUUUUCAAACGACAUCCGACUGACCACGGAUCUGUCCAGUAGCAUCACUGACCUUAACACCUUGGACACCAAUCUGCUUUUUGACCCCAAUCAGCAGCAGGAACAAUAUGAAGACUCGACACUGGAAGAACUGAAGAACGACCCGCUCUUUCAGCAGAUAUGCAGUGAUACUGUGAACUCUGGCUUCGACUGGCUGGAGAGCAAAGACCAGCCGACUACAGUCGAGAUGCUGGGCUGAUCUUUACCUUUGAUGCUCUACCACUUCUGUUCUGUGUCACGCGUUUGUUUGGUGCGUAUCUAGUAACUCUGUUUUUGAAACUAGUUUGUUGGGACUUGUAAGGACUUUUGCCGUUGGUUCUGUUUUUUUAAAAAAAAGUGCCAGGCUUACCCUUCUCUCUCUCUCUCUCUCUCUCUUUCUGCUGAUGUUUCGUUAACCUUCUCCUUGGUUCCCAUUUCUCACCAUCCCCCCCCCCCCUCCUACAAUCAGAAAUGAAAGCCUUGGAAAUAAAGGAGAGAUUUAAGUGGCUCAGCAUGCAGUGAUGUGUGAGCAUUUCGAGAAAAAUACAUCUUCCAUGUUCGAACAAAUUCAAUAAUGCAAUAUUGAACAAACACUUCGAAAUGAGACGGAUAGGAGAUUUGGCACAAUUUGACAUCACCAAAAAUGUUGUAAACUAUUUUUCCGUGUGUGCAGUUCAACCAAAUGUAGAUAAAAAUAAGGUGGUAGUGUCGGUGGUUUGACGUUUGCCUGCCAUAUCUAAAUAUUAAAACAGGUAGCGACUCUUGCUACCAGGUGCUGAAUUUUUGACAAGUUCUUUCUACUUUAUCACAAACCAAAUCAGCGGAGAACUGAUUGACGCCUGAGCAUGGUUGACAUUUUUUCUUUCUCAAAAGCCUAAUCUCGUACUGUUGAAAAACUUCCAAAGGGAGUUGAUGAAACGGUAGGGACACGAUGGGAUUUCAGGCCGCUUGUCGGACUAAACAUUGAAAGGAAUCAACUGGCUGCCUUAUUCCUUCUGUCCAAGGCCUUGUGCCAUCUUUAGAGAGACUGUACAUAGACUCAUGUUAAGAUUGAACCAUCCAGAGCGUCUUUGUCAUAUCAAGGCAGCUGUUAACUCUUGAUAUUUUCAGAACUAUUCCUUCAAUCGGUUUGUUUUGCAGUGUUAAAGCGUAGAUUUUUUUUUUGUACAGGUUAGCGAUUACACUGUGCGUGACCUUAACUGCAUUUAGAGGAAUUUGAUAUAACGUCACAGAACCAAUGGCAGGCACGCUUUCCCUCAUUUGGUUUUCAUGUUUUGUUUUGUUUUCUGCAUGUUUGAAUAAAAAGGAAAAAAAAUAAAAAAUCAACGGUUUGGAGAAGGCUAAGCGUCAAAAUUCAAGAGGCAGAAAUCACGCAUUGAUGUCGUCUGGAAUGAAAUGCGCGCCUUGUUUCCAUACCAAAGAUUUGGGGAAAAGAGAUUAUUUACACGUGGCCACUCCGAGUUAAAAUCAGCAGGAGUGAUAACAUCGAACCCUUUUAUUGCAUCUAACAAAAAAGGAUGAAAUAAAAUCAAUUCUAUGUACAGUACGUAUAUUAGGGAAGUGGCCACAAGCCAACAAGUAACCAUGGGUGUGCAAAAAGCAUGUUGAAACCACGCUUCUAUGUGAUACAGUCAGGAAGCUUACUUGAGUUUUUGGCAAUUGUCAUUGUUGUACAAGUCAUGUUGAAGCUCCUUUUGUAAAUAGGAUAGAUACAUAGAGAUUUGAUGUAUUCGGACACUAUAUUAUGGCCAUUAUUAUAGCUAAGUAUGUGUCAUGUAAAAGGAAAAAAAAGCUUAACAGAUGUAUAGUCGGCAAGAUACUGUAUGUUGUGUGUUACAUUUCUGGCUUAGAGUGUCGUAAAAGUAAUGCUGUCUGGUCUUCGCUUGCUGAUUUUAUUUGACUUUUUGAGGAGGAGAUGCAGAAAGGGGCCUGUGCUCUGAACAGGGGGUGGGGGGGGCGUAAAAAUAUUGUGAUACUGUUCGCUGGUUGUAAACAUUUUUUGCGACAAAGCCUUUCAGCAAACACUGGAUAAGAAAAACCAUUCACUCGUGUUUCCACAAACUUCAAAGGUUCUCAUUAUUGCACUAAAUUUUUACGACACACACCUUUGCCACGUCUUAACGGACAAAUGUAACGACGGACGCCC